AUGGACACCAUAGAGAUGAAUGAUCUCAACCGACCGAAAGGGGCCGAAGGGGGUGAGGACGAAACAGUUAUUGAUGAUACACCUACUGACGAGGAUGAUUUCCUUUCAGGAGUAGACGACGAUCAAAGACUAGACGAUGUAAGAACCUCCAGUUUCCGAGAGGAGAACAAAAACGAUCCCUACAGGAAAAGGAAGAGACAGUUAGACAGACUGAGCACCAAUGGAAAAUUCGACGACAUGAAGAUAGAAUACGUCAGAAGUCUUUUCGGAACUGAGUAUCGAAUAGAUCCGACCGACGGACGAAACUCUCAGGAAUUUAUAUCCAGUUUAGACAUCACCAAAAACAAGUUGACAUUUAACGGGGCUGAUGUCGCUUACAUUGAUACGAUUGGUACCUACAGAAUGACCGGGAAUGAAAAGGCUACCGCAUCAUCAAGAAGAUUCCUUAAUCUGUACGAAAAAUCACUCGCCGAACACAGGGAAAGAGCCAAAAGUGUAGUCGAAGAGGAAACCGGAGGAGAAGCAUCGGGAGUAAACGCGGAAGAGAUUUUCGAAGACGCCGAGGAGGAAUUCCGUCAGGAAGUCAUCCACGCAAACGACAACCUCGUGGAACACGCAAGGGAGUUAAAGGAAAGUGGAAAAAUAACCGAACAGGAGAGGAGGGAAUUUGCGGGAGUCACCGUUCCCAAAGGACCCCCCGAAGUCAGGAUUAAAGCCUUAAGGGAACAGAAGAAAGUAUUCGAAACCAAUAUAGAACUAGAAACAGAUCUCGAAAGACGACAGAUUAUGCAAGAGGUAGGGAUGUUGCCGAACGGGGUAUAG
Messenger RNA from Paramuricea clavata, 822 nucleotides. Lineage: Eukaryota; Metazoa; Cnidaria; Anthozoa; Malacalcyonacea; Plexauridae. The record is from the annotation of a GenBank genome assembly.